AUGAAUGCAGUGAAACUCGGACUGUUCAAUGGGUACAAGGUUGGCACGUGUGGGGGCUGUGAAGUUUCGAUGUUCCAAUUUGCUGAUGACACAGUAUUCGUGGGGGAGGCGUCCAUACAAAAUGUUGUGGUGCUUAAAGUUAUUCUCCGCUGUUUUGAGCUGUCUUCAGGGUUAAAAGUGAACUUUAAUAAAAGCAAAUUAGCAUCUACUACAGUGGAACCAGAUUUUGAGCGGAGAAUUGCAGCGGUACUUAACUGCAAAAUUAUGGCGACACCUUUUGUUUAUUUGGGCAUACCAAUUGGGGCUAGACCUGACUGUCGCAGAACUUGGGAUCCUGUUAUUGCAAUGUUCAGAAGUAGGUUAUCUUCCUGGAGACUGAAAACUGUCUCAUUUGGAGGGAGAAUUUGUCUUGUGCAGAGCGUUCUUUCUGCUUUGCCCUUGUUUUACCUUUCCUUCUUUAAGAUUCCGUCUUGUGUCGUGAAGGAUUGUACCAUAAUUAUGAGGAAUUUCCUGUGGGGUGGUGGUGAGGAGGAUAGGAAAAUUGCUUGGGUUAAAUGGUCCAAGGAACCUACUUUGCCUGGGUCUGAUCAAGACCUUGUGAUUAUUUGGCAGUCUUUUGCACCUUCAAAUGUGAAGGGAUUUGCAUGGCUUCCAUCUUUUAUUCGCAUAUCCUUUUGCGUUGAGUAUUUGGCAUGGUUGUUUGCAGUGGUUGGGCUGUAA
Lotus japonicus is the source of this 720-nucleotide messenger RNA. RefSeq lists its product as uncharacterized. Lineage: Eukaryota; Viridiplantae; Streptophyta; Magnoliopsida; Fabales; Fabaceae. The transcript has 3 exons. The coding region runs from base 1 to 720 and encodes 239 amino acids. The record is from RefSeq and is a predicted model, not a curated record.